AAAAAAAAAAAGGCAGAUCCAAGCAGAGUAGGAAACACAGACAAGGAGAGAGAGAGGGGAAAGUGGAGCCGAGACAAUAGAAAAGGGAGGGAGUGAGAAGCACGAGAAGAAGAUAGAGGUUUGCAGAGACUCUUGGAAAUACUCCUGCACAGCUUCCUAAGAAUGAAGAGGAGGGAAGGACCUUGAUUUGUACAGCACAUAAGCAGAGCAUGCAGCUUGCAGGCAACCCUUCUCUCAAUAUGUUCCCUAUCAUUCUUCACAUCUGCAAAGCUACUUGGAUAGUCGAUGUGGAAUAUUAGUUUCAGAUCACGCAGUCUACGACUACAAGACUUUAAGAACUGGGGGAAAGCGAGGAGCAAUAGAAAAGUAUUGCACAUUAUUAUUACUUCCUAAGGACCAGCCAAUUGUUUCCUGCUCAGGUGACCAUGCUGCGCUUGGCUUCUAUUUGUUGCUGUCUUUCUUUGGUCCACUGUUGGACAACUUUUCAGCACCAGUUCCCAGCUUUCAGGAGCUCCUCAUCACAAGUUUUCCAGAUCUCAGACAGCAGGAUUACUCAAGGUACAGAAAGCACAGAAAAUAAAGUGGAGAGGCUGGGACAGUAUUUUAAGAAGAACAUUAGGAGGUUGAGGGAGACAAGUCACAACCUGGACCUGGUUUUCUUGGUGGAUGAGUCUUCUAGUGUAGGACAUGCCAACUUUGUUAAUGAACUAAGGUUUGUGAAGAAGCUCCUCUCAGAUUUUCCGGUGGUGACUUCUGCUACAAGAGUGGCUAUUGUAACCUUCUCUUCCAAGAACAAUGUUCAAACCAGAGUGGAUUACAUUUCCUCAAGUCAGUCCCACCAACACAAGUGUUCUCUUCUUAACAGAGAGAUCCCAGCUAUCACCUACAAAGGAGGGGGGACUUACACCAAAGGAGCCUUCCAGCAAGCUGUGCAAAUAUUACGGCAAUCCCGUACUGAUUCAACUAAGGUGAUAUUUCUUAUCACGGAUGGCUAUUCAAAUGGGGGAGACCCAAGACCUGUUGCAGCCGGUCUACGAGAUCUUGGAGUGGAAAUCUUUACAGUUGGAAUAUGGCAAGGCAAUAUUCGAGAGCUACACGACAUGGCAUCCCAGCCGAAAGAGGAGCACUGUUACCUGUUGCAUAGCUUUGCUGAGUUUGAAGCACUAGCUCGACAUGCACUACAUGAAGAUCUGCCUUCUGGGAGCUACAUUCAGGAGGACAUUGUACAUUGCUCUUAUCUGUGCGAUGCUGGGAAAGACUGCUGUGAUGUCAUGGCAAGCUGCAAGUGCGGUACUCACACUGGCCAAUACGAGUGCAUCUGUGAAAAAGGAUAUUACGGUAAAGGGCUGCAAUAUGAGUGUACAGCCUGUCCGUCUGGAACGUACAAACCUGAUGGUAAACCUGGAGGAGUCAGCACUUGUAUCUCCUGUCCUGAUCCAAACCACACAUCUCCACCAGGCAGCACAUCCGUAGACGACUGUGUAUGUAAAGAGGGAUAUGAAGAAGAAGGUCAAAUCUGCAAAGUUGUGCGCUGCCCUGAGUUGCAGCCUCCAGAGAAUGGCUAUUUCAUCCAGAACAUCUGCAACAAUCACUUUGAUGCAGCCUGUGGAAUUCGAUGCAAGACAGGGUAUGAAUUAGUUGGAAGCAGCAUUCGGCUUUGUCAACCAAAUGGACUGUGGUCUGGCUCUGAAGCCACCUGCAGAGUACGAACCUGUCCAAAACUUCGUCCCAUUGAAAAUGGCAAAAUAAGCUGUUCCUCAAGUGACACGUCCUAUGGAACUGUAUGUUCUGUGACCUGUAAUCAUGGAUACAAAGUAAAGGGAGUUUCUAAACUUGUUUGCCAAGAAAACUCAUACUGGGAUGCAAAGGAGCCAAUAUGUACAGAAAUCUACUGCCCUGCGAUUUCCAAACCUGAUAAUGUUCUAUUACUUCCACUGACAUGUGGACAAGAGGCAGCCAUAUACGGAUCAGUAUGCUAUUUGGGAUGUGGAAAAGGAUUUGUCUUGUCUGGUGUCAAGAAUGAAAUAAAAUGCAUGUCCAAUGGGAAGUGGAGCGAAGAUGUCCAAACAGCAACAUGCAGAGACAUUGAACCUCCAGUAAUCAAAUGUCCGGAUAAUAUAACUGCAGAAAACAUUCAGCACCAAAAUACAGCACAAAUUGAUUGGGAAAUUCCGAAAGCGACAGAUAAUACAGAAGAAGAGGUGUUGAUUGAGGUUAGUCCAGCUUUUCUACCACCUCAUAUGUUUCCUAUCGGGGAGGUAUCUGUAAAAUAUACUGCAACAGACAAUUCAGGUAACCAGGCGAGUUGUACCUUCAACAUCAAGGUUAUUGAUGUAGAUCCUCCGGUCAUAGACAGAUGCAGAUCACCGCCAGCCAUUCAAGCAAUUGAUAGCAAGCAGAGUGUUACCUGGGAAGAACCACAAUUCUCCGACAACUCAGGUGCUCCUUUAAUUAUUACCAAAACUCAUUCUCCUGGAGAUAUUUUUGCUAAAGGGGAAACAACUGUUCAGUAUGUUGCGAUUGAUCCUUCGGGUAAUACUAGAACGUGUGAGAUUCAUAUUGUCAUUAAAGGCUCACCAUGUGAAAUUCCAUCAACACCUCAAAAUGGGGAAUUUGUCUGCUCUAAGGACACGGAUGGCAUAAACUGCACACUCCAGUGUAAGGAAGGAUUUGAAGUAGCAGAAGGCACUGUUCAGAAUCUAUAUUGUACUUUUAAAGAUGGUUUAUGGAAGCCACCACAAGCAACAGAUUGGCCUGACUGCUCUGUGAAACGUUUUGCUAACCAUGGAUUCAAGUCCUUUGAAAUGUUGUACAAGGCCACACGAUGUGAUGACACCAACCUGCUGAGGAACUUUGCAGAUGCUUUUCAAACAUCUCUUGGUAAAAUGGUUCCGUCUUUCUGCAGUGAUGUCGAUGACAUUGAUUGCCGGCUUGAAGAUCAGUACCAGCGACAGUGCCUUGAAUACAAUUAUGAUUAUGAGAAUGGAUUUGCUAUAGGACCUGGUGGCUGGGGAGCGGCGAACAGAUUGGAUUACUCUUAUGAUGAUGUUUUUGAUGUAACAGAGGAUGAACUGGGUGAAAAGUCCAUGUCUGAUACCACAUCUCAUCUACGUGUGAAGAGACAUAGAAGGGUGAAUAUUUCACCAACUGAACAGAAAGUUAAGUUUGUUUUUAAUAUUACAGCAAGCGUACCACUGCCAGAGGCAAGAAAUGACACAUUGGAAUCAAAUAACCAAGAACGUCUCCUUAAAACCUUAGAGACCAUAACAAAUAGGCUGAAGAGGACUCUUCGUAAGGAGCCCUUGUACUCCUUUCACUUUUCUUCAGAAAUGAUAAUAGCCGAUAGUAACUCAUUGGAGGAAGGACAAGCUGUUCUCUUCUGUAGGCCAGGUUCUGUACUGAAAGGACGAAUGUGUGUAAUCUGCCCAAAGGGUACGUUUUAUUCCCUGGAACACAACACAUGUGACAGCUGCUGGAUAGGAUCAUACCAGGAUGAAGAAGGCCAAAUGGAUUGUAAAAGCUGCCCUUCUGGCACUUACACUGAAUACCUGCACUCGAAGCGUAUAUCUGAAUGCAAAGCUCAGUGCAAGCCUGGAACUUAUUCUUCAAAUGGUCUUGAAACCUGUGAGUCGUGUCCACAUGGUACUUACCAAUCGCUGAUAGGAGCAAAGUUCUGUGUCUCCUGCCCAAAGGGAAUGUCAACAGUUAAAAGAGGAGCAGUGGAUGUCUCAGAAUGUGGAGUUCCAUGCCAUGUCGGGGAGUUUUCACGGUCUGGACUGGUGCCAUGCUUUCCUUGUCCAAGGGACUACUAUCAGCCGGAACCGGGGAAAUCUUAUUGCCUGUCAUGUCCAUUUUACGGAACAACAACUAUGACUGGAGCCAGGUCGAUAACAGACUGCUCAAGUUUUGGCUCCAGCUUCUCGGCAGCAGAGGAAAGCGUAAUGAUUCCCAUUUCUCCUCAAAAUGUCAACAGCAAAUACAAAGUCAGCAGUCAGGUUUUUCAUGAUUGCUUUUUAAAUCCAUGCCAGAAUAGUGGAACCUGUAAACAGGUUGGAAGUGGAUAUACUUGCACGUGUCUCAGAGGCUACACAGGUACGAAGUGUGAAAUUAACAUUGAUGACUGCAAAUCCAUGCCAUGCAGAAACAAUGGAAUAUGUAAUGAUGGGGUUGGGAAAUUCGAAUGCCGUUGUCCCGCUGGCUUCAGAGGUUCUAUAUGUGAAGAAAAUAUUAAUGAAUGUGCUUCUAGUCCGUGUAAAAACGAGGGCACGUGCAUUGACAGCAUAAACAUGUACCACUGCCGCUGUGCGAAUGGAUUUCUAGGAACAAAUUGUGAAAUAGAAAUCGAUGAAUGUUUGUCAAAGCCUUGUGUAAACAACGGUGAAUGUACGGAUCUGAAAGGAGAUUUUCAAUGUCUGUGUCCCCCCGGAUAUACCGGCAAACGAUGUGAACAAAACAUUGAUGAUUGCCAAAGUAGACCUUGCAAGAAUGGGGCCUCCUGCAUUGAUGGAAUUAAUAGCUUCAGGUGUACAUGUAAGGAAGGCUUCAUCGGAAAGCUGUGUGAAGUCAAUGUCAAUGAAUGUGAAUCCAACCCUUGCCUUAACCAUGCUAAGUGUACAGAUGGCAUCAAUUCUUACACUUGUAAAUGUGCACCAGGAUUUUCAGGAAGCAGGUGUGAAACAGAACAGUCCUCUGGAUUUAACCUGGAGUUUGAGGUCUCCGCCAUCUACAGCUAUGUCAUGCUUGAUAACAUUUUACCGACACUCGGUGAAAUCACCUGUGCCUUCUGGAUGAAAUCCUCCGAUGUGACCAAUUAUGGGACACCAAUAUCCUAUGCCAUUGGUGAUGGCAUUGACAACGCGUUCCUUCUCACAGACUAUAAUGGAUGGGUGCUUUAUAUUAAUGGCAAAGGAAAAAUAACCAAUUGCCCCUCUGUAAAUGAUGGGAGAUGGCAUCAUAUUGUCGUUACUUGGACAAGCACUGAUGGGUCUUGGAAAGUUUAUAUUGAUGGGAAACUCUCUGAUCAUGGGAAAGGCCUAUCAGUAGGAAAACACAUACCUGGCGGGGGAGCAUUAGUGAUUGCACAGGAACAGGAUCAGAGGGGGGAAGGUUUCAACCCUGCAGAAUCUUUUGUUGGAUUGAUCAGUCAGCUUAAUAUUUGGGAUUACCCUCUUUCACCAGAACAGGUAAAAUUAUUGGCAAAUUCAUGCCCACAUCAUCUUCAAAAGGGAAAUGUUUUAGCUUGGGCAGAUUUUCUUCUAGGCGUGGUUGGAAAAGUUAAAGUAGACAAAAAAAGUAUAUUUUGUUCAGAUUGUCCAGCCUUGGAAGGCUUGUCACCUCAUUUGCAUGCAUCUGCCAGUGAUCUUACACCAGGCUCCAGGAUCAGCUUGUAUUGUGACCCUGGCUAUCAGAUCAUGGGUAGUUCAGAACAACAAUGCCUUAACCUGGGAGAGUGGGACCAACCUCCACCACGCUGUGAAAGAAUCAGCUGUGGAAAACCUCCUCAUCUGAAAAAUGGAAUUAAUACGGAUGAACACUUUUUUGCUGGAAGUACUGUCACUUACCAAUGUAAUAUUGGGUACUAUUUGCUUGGAGAUUCAAGGAUGUUUUGUACGGACAAUGGAAGCUGGGAUGGAACCUCACCUACGUGUCUGGACGUUGAUGAAUGCGCAGUUGGCUCCGAUUGUGAUAAACAUGCAUCAUGCACAAAUACCAAUGGCUCGUACAUUUGUACCUGUAUACAGCCAUACACUGGUGAUGGAAAAACAUGUACAGAACCAGUAAAAUGUCAAGAUCCAGAUCAGUUGGAAAAUGGAAAUUUUUCUGGCGACUUCUUUGGUGUUGGCAGUGAGCUGACUUUUUCAUGCAAUAAGGGAUAUGACUUAAUUGGUAGCACGAAAGUUACAUGUUUGGAGUCUGGUGACUGGAAUGUUGAAAUACCCUACUGCCAAGCUGUGUCAUGUGGAAAUCCUCCAGUUCCAGAACAUGGCAGUAUUGUUGGCUCCAAUUUCACCUAUGGGUUGACAGUGUUUUUCAGAUGCAAUGAGGGAUAUACAUUACUAGGCAAUAAAGAAACGGUAUGCCUUGCUGAUGGUUCCUGGAGCAAUGGAGUCCCAUCCUGUGAGGCAGUCACAUGCUCUAAACCAAAGGAAAUAGCUUAUGGGAAUGUCACAUUAACUGGUCUAAUAUACAAGUCAACAGCAUCAUAUACAUGUGAUACAGGAUACAGCUUGCAGGGUCCAUCUGUUUUGACGUGUGAAGCUUGGGGGAACUGGAGUAGUGAGCCUCCAUCCUGUGAAGUUGUGUCAUGUGGCCAUCCACCUGUUGUUAGAGAUGCCAUCUUCAAAGGAAAUGUCUUCACAUUUGGAAACACUGUGACAUACACUUGCAAAGAAGGCUACGAUCUAGUUGGUCAAGAAACUAUUACCUGCCUAACAACUGGGAAAUGGAGUGAGGAUAUUCCACAAUGUAUGGCUGUUUUGUGUGACGAGCCUCCAAACGUUGAUCAUGCUUCUUCAGACAGUGCCCAUAGACUUUAUGGAGACACUGCAUAUUACUAUUGUUUUGAUGGAUAUAGUAUGGCUGACAACAGUAAAAUGCUGUGUAAUGCUCAAGGAAAGUGGGUACCUCCUGAUGGCAAGGACAUGCCUUAUUGUAUUGCUGAUUUUUGUGAGAAACCUCCCGCUGUUGCAUACGGUAUUUUGGAAUCAAGUAGCAAAGCAAAAUUUGUCUCUGGCACAACAGUUAGCUUCAAAUGUAUGGAAGGCUUCAUACUAAACACAUCCUCCAAGAUUGAGUGCUUACGUGGUGGAGAAUGGAACCCAUCACCUACAACAAUUCAGUGCAUCCCAGUCCGUUGUGGAGAACCACCUGGUAUCAAAAAUGGUUAUGUCAGUGGAAAUAACUACAGCUUUGAUGCAGUGGUAGCUUACAGUUGCAAUAAAGGGUACUACAUAAAAGGGGAGAAGAAACGGACAUGUCAGGCAUCUGGAGAAUGGAGUGGUCGACUUCCUGCUUGUCAUCCAGUGUCCUGUGGCCAACCACCUGAGCUCGAAAAUGGUGUCAUAGAGAAUAAAACAGGGGUUGUUUUUGAGGAUUCGGUAACUUACACCUGCAAACCUGGAUACAAACUAAUCGGGAGCAGUAAAAGAGUAUGCCAGUCCAACAAACAGUGGUAUAGUGAAUCUCCACCAUCAUGUAUUCUACUUAGCUGUGAAAAACCACCAACUCUAAAAAAUGGUGACAUUAAAGGAGCAACUAUUGAUGUUGGUUCAAAAAUUGAAUUUGUAUGUGAUGAGGGCUAUGAACUUAUUGGAGAAACGAGCUGGACUUGUCAGAAGAAUGGAAAGUGGGACAAAAAACUGUUACCUACCUGUGUGCCAUCAAAAUGCCAAGAACCCCCACUAUUACAAAACCAGCUAGUACUUAAAGAAGUUGCUAAUGAAACAGGAGUUGUGAGAUUUUCCUGUAGAGAGGGCUAUGUUCUCCAAGGUUCCUCUGUUUUACGAUGUCUACCAUCACAGCACUGGAAUGAUUCUUUCCCAUUAUGUAAGCUUGUUCUCUGUCCUAAGCCACCAGAAAUUGAUUUUGGAGACCCCAAAUCAGUGCCUUCUCUUCAUUACGGAUCUACAAUACAAUAUACCUGUAUGGAUGGCUUUUUGCUUCGGGGACCAUCUGAAAUAAUAUGUGAAGCUGAUGGCAGUUGGGGUCCAGAACUUCCCAGCUGUAUUCCAGUUGAGUGUCCUCAACCAGAUGAAAUUCCUAAUGGAAUUGUUGAUGUUCAAGGACUGACUUAUCUGAGCACAGUUCUUUAUACAUGCAAGCCUGGAUAUGAGUUAUUAGGAAAUGCUACAUUAAUUUGUGGACCAUUAGGACACUGGUUGGGUGGUCUGCCGGUAUGUAAGCCUGUCAGAUGUCCUGGAGCCAAAGAUAUUCCAAAUGGAAAAAGUUCUUCACACAGCCUUCAUUAUGGACAAACUGUAACCUAUUCAUGUAAUAAAGGAUUUAGACUUGAAGGACAACCUAUUAUUACUUGCAUGGAAACAGGAGCAUGGGAUUUUGAACCCCCUACCUGUAAAGAGAUAGCCUGUGAUCCCCCUCAAGCUAUUCACAAUGGCUUUGUUGAAGGAGCUGAUCAUAGGUAUGGAGCCAUGAUCAUUUAUAGUUGUAUGCCUGGAUUUCAGUUGACUGGACCUGCCAUAAUUACUUGUGAAGAUUCAGGGUGGUCCAGUCCUACUCCACUGUGUGUGCAUACAGAUUGUGGUCUCCCACCACAUAUUGACUUUGGGCAGUAUAGUAUAUAUGAAGACAAAAUAAUAAAUGGGGACCUGAAGCUUAAAAUGUAUGAUGCCUCACUUACCACCCAACCUCCAGUCACUCUACAUAGUUACCACAAAGGUAAUUAUUCAGUUAUUGAUAAAAACAAUGAUAUAUCAGAAUUUUUGUAUGGAACUUUUAUUUUAUACACUUGUUACAAUAGCUAUGAAGUUUUUGGAACACCCCUAUUGUAUUGUCAGGAAGAUGGUACUUGGAAUGGAAGUGCUCCUGUCUGUUUACCAAUUGAAUGCAAGAUUCCUAUAGCUCCUGAAAAUGGCAUGGUACACUAUGCAGAUAAUUCAGUUGAUAGCACUAUUUAUUAUAAAUGUAAAGAAGGAUUUGAACUUAUUGGGUCAGAGAAUAGCACAUGCUUGUCUACUAAGAAAUGGAGUAAAGAUAUUCCACAGUGUGCUGUCAUAUUUUGCAAGCCACCUAACCAGAUACUAAAUGGGCACAUAGAAGCCUCAAAUUACUCAUAUAUGAGUGUUGUAUAUUAUAAAUGUGACCCAGGGUACAAAAUCCAUGGUUCUAGCAAAAGAACAUGUCAAGAAGAUACACAAUGGGAUGGGGAAGAACCUAUCUGCAUUCCUAUUUCUUGUGGUCAACCCACAGCCUUGAUAAACGGACAAGUCAAAGGGAAUGAUUAUCGGUACGGAAAACAUAUUGAGUAUGAGUGCUUUGAAGGCUUCCAGCUCAGUGGGGAUAGUAACAUAACCUGCCUUGAGGAUGGACACUGGAGUGGAACAAUAUCAGAAUGUUUACAAAUCAUGUGUAAAGCACCUCCAGCUGCUGAUAAUGGGCAGAUUGAAGGGACAGAAUAUAUGGUUGGAAGCAGUAUUAUUUAUAAGUGUAAUGAUGGAUAUAUAUUGGAAGGGGCAUCAAAACUUACCUGCCAAAAAGAUGGGACAUGGGAUGCAAAGCCUCCACUGUGUGCUGCCAUUGACUGUGGUCCUCCAGAAGAUAUUUCUCAUGGUUUCCUUAACAGUUCAGGCUUUCUUUACAAUGAAUAUGUACAAUAUAUUUGCUUUUCUGGUUAUGAAAUACAUGGAAGUCCAACACGACAAUGUUUAGCAAGUGGCUUGUGGAGUGGAAAUGCCCCCAGUUGUCUUCCUUGUGAAUGCCCUAAACCAUUUGUCCAAAAUGCUAAAGUUAUUGGGGAUGACUUAAGCUGUGGCCAUUCAAUCACAGUCAAAUGUCAUGAUGGCUUCAAACUGUUUGGAAAUUCUGAACUAAGUUGUGAGUCUGCUGGAAAAUGGAGCUCAGGCUUUCCAUAUUGUGGAAAGGUUUCUUGUGGUCCUCCACCUAUAAUUCCAAAUGCAUUCAUCAAUGGAAGUAGUUCAACACUUGAGAAUGCAAUCAAAUACACUUGCCUCACUGGCUAUGUAAUGCAAGGAAUACCCGAUCUUGUGUGCACAGAAGAAGGAAAGUGGAGUAAACCCUACCCUGUUUGUCAGUUACUUUCCUGUGGACCACCACCCAUUAUUCCUAACACUGAAAUAACUGGCAACUCCUACAGUUUUGGAAGUGUGAUUGAAUAUCGAUGUGAAGAUGGCUAUAUAAUGGAUGGGGAUGUUGCAAUAAAAAGCUGUUUAGAGGAUGGAGCCUGGUCAACAGAGGAAAUUAUUUGUAUGCCAAGAAAGUGUAAAUUGCAGUCAGAUACAGUAAAAAUCAAGGCAGAUUAUGAUAUAAAUAAAACUGUAACAGUCAUAUGCAAAACUGGUUAUACAUUAUCAGGACCGAGCACUUCAACCUGUAUGACAGAUGGUAACUGGUUACCUCCUUUGACUGAUGACAUAUGUUCUCCUAUAUCAUGUGGACAACCUCCUGCUCCUAAUCAUGGCACAGUGCUUGGUACACAAUAUUUCUACAAAUCUUCCAUUGUGUACCAAUGUGAUGCUGGAUAUGAAAUACAUGGUCCAGUUGAAAGAGUCUGUGAGGCUAACAAGUCAUGGAGUGGAGUGGAACCUCAAUGCAAAAGGAUUUUCUGCAACCCUCCUGAGCCAAUACAGAAUGGUCUUAUCCACGGUACUAAUUAUUUUUUUGAAGAUGAAAUUCACUAUAGUUGUAACCAAGGAUAUGAACUGAAUGGACCAAGCCGUAGGAUCUGUCAUGUGGAUAAACAAUGGCGUCCAUCUCCUCCUACGUGUGUGAAGACCAGAUGUGAAGUCCCAAAUGAUAUGAAAAAUGGACACACUGAGUACAUAAAUGCUACUGUUGGUAGUACUGUGAGGUACCACUGUAAUAAUGGAUAUAGUCUGGAAGGAGAAGAUCUUUCCAAAUGCACAGAAGAUGGAAACUGGAGUCAUCCUGCACCUUUAUGUAAACCAAACCCUUGCCCUGUGCCAUUUGUAAUCCCUGACAAUGCAAUUCUGACAGAAACUGAAUUUUAUGUUGGCCAAAAAUUGUCCAUGAAAUGUCGAAAGGGCUAUCGUCUUGUUGGCCAGGCUGUUAUAACAUGUAAUGCUGAUUUAACCUGGACAGAAACAAGUGCUAAAUGUGAAAAAAUAUCUUGUGGACCACCAAUUCAUGUGAAAAAUGCAAUGCUACGAGGAUUGUUUCAUCACUAUGGAGACAUGGUGACAUAUUCUUGUUACAGUGGAUAUAUGUUAGAGGGAUCUUUUAGAAGUAUUUGCUUAGAGAAUCAAACAUGGACCACACCUCCUACAUGCAGAGCCGUGUGCAGAUUCCCAUGUCAGAAUGGUGGUGUCUGUGAAAGACCAAAUGCAUGUUCAUGUCCUGAAGGUUGGAUGGGAAGACUUUGUGAAGAACCAAUUUGCAUCCUUCCUUGUCUAAAUGGAGGUCGUUGUACAGCUCCAUACAAAUGCGACUGUUUAAAGGGGUGGACUGGAUCUCGUUGUCAUCUUGCUGUUUGUCAGUCCCCUUGCUUAAAUGGAGGUAGAUGUGUAAGACCAAACAGAUGUCAUUGCCCACCAAGUUGGACAGGGCAUGACUGCUCUAAAAAAAGAAAGAAUGGGUUUUCUCAUUUUUAGUGGUAAAUUGGAUUUGUUGCACAAAAGAGAAUACAUUUCAUGCAGGAUCUAAUCUGGAGUGCAUUUUAAUUCAAAUUUGAAUGCCAUAAUGUGAUAUACUUUCUUAUGCUUGUGGAUGUUUUUUUUUACAAUUCUUUUUUUAUUUUCAAAUGCAAAUGUAUAUUAAUAAUAUGCUGCUGAAGGUUGAAUGUUAAUUGAAUAGGGAUAUUGUAUAUACUUUCUAAUGUUUACUUAAAUACUGCGUCUAAAUGGUUUUCAUUGCCUAAGGUAAUUGUAUGGGAUAUACUUGUGAUGGCAGUGAGUUAGAAAAAAAACAUAAAAUACAGAGUUUGCCAGUGUUUAUAUAAAUAUAUCUUUUUGUUGCUUUAUAUUAAUUAGAUUUAAGGUUCAACACAAAAAUCUGUUUAUUUUGUUCAUUGUUAAACUAUGUUGUUGACGUGAAUUACCCAUAAAAGCAAAGCUUAUAAUACAUUUUAUAAUAAAAUGAAAGAA
Molecule: messenger RNA, 11795 nt
Organism: Hyla sarda
Lineage: Eukaryota; Metazoa; Chordata; Amphibia; Anura; Hylidae
Gene: SVEP1
Product: sushi, von Willebrand factor type A, EGF and pentraxin domain containing 1
Exons: 49
Coding region: 426-11303 (3625 amino acids)
Molecular function (GO): calcium ion binding
Source: RefSeq, a predicted model, not a curated record